This is a messenger RNA of Plutella xylostella (diamondback moth), 1613 nucleotides long. It is a transcript of the gene pelo, whose product is annotated as pelota mRNA surveillance and ribosome rescue factor. Gene Ontology annotation, biological process: nonfunctional rRNA decay; ribosome disassembly; RNA surveillance. Lineage: Eukaryota; Metazoa; Arthropoda; Insecta; Lepidoptera; Plutellidae. The record is from RefSeq and is a predicted model, not a curated record. Gene Ontology annotation, cellular component: cytoplasm.
UGUUCCUUUUUCCAAAUCGGAAUAUUUUAUAAAAUAAAUAUUUCGUUAGAUAUGAGAUAGCUAACUGUGUUGGUGUAUCCACUUUAUAACAAUGAAGCUUGUUUAUAAAAAUAUUGAAAAAGAUGGAUGUGGCGCCAUCGCCUUGGUCCCCGAGGAGCCGGAGGACAUGUGGCACGCCUACAACCUCAUCGCGGAGGCCGACGUGGUCACGGCCUCCACGGUGCGCAAGGUGCAGACCGAGUCCUCCACCGGAUCUUCCACCAGCAGUCGCGUACGGACCACUCUCACUGUCAGGAUAGAGACCAUUGACUUUGACACGCAAGCAUGUGUGUUAAGGCUAAAAGGACGGAAUAUUGUCGAGAAUCAAUAUGUUAAGAUGGGAGCAUAUCACACAUUAGAUCUAGAACUGAACAGAAAGUUCACAUUACAAAAGACAUUAUGGGACUCUGUAGCAUUAGAGCGAGUGGAGCAAGCUUGUGACCCGGCAGCAAAUGCUGAUGUAGCAGCGGUGGUGAUGCAGGAGGGGCUGGCUCAUGUCUGCCUCAUCACUCCCUCCAUGACCCUGGUGCGGUCAAAGAUUGAUAUUACGAUACCAAGGAAGAGGAAAGGAUUUGUUCAGCAACAUGAAAAGGGCCUAACCAAGUUCUAUGAAGCAGUAAUGCAGGGCAUACUGCGGCAUGUGGACUUCAGUAUAGUGAAGUGUGUGAUCCUCGCGUCUCCGGGCUUCGUACGGGACCAGUUCUAUGACUACAUGAUGCAGCAAGCAAUCAAGACAGACAACAAACUGCUAAUUGACAAUAAAAGCAAGUUCCUCCUAGUCAAAGCUUCCUCUGGAUUUAAACAUUCAUUAAAAGAGGUGCUCCAAGAGCCGGCAGUGAUAGCGAAGAUCUCCGACACGAAGGCAGCGAGCGAAGUGAAGCUACUGGAGAGUUUCUACACGAUGCUGCAGCUGGAGCCGGCCAAGGCGUUCUACGGGAAGAGACAUGUGGAGCGAGCGUGCGAGGCGCAGGCCGUGGAGACGCUUAUGAUUAGUGAUAAGCUUUUCAGAUGUCAAGACGUGGCGCUGCGCAAGCAGUACGUGUCGCUGGUGGAUGCCGUGCGCGAGAAUGGGGGAGAUGUGCGGAUAUUCUCCAGCAUGCACGUGUCGGGGGAACAGUUGGACCAGCUAACCGGCAUCGCCGCUAUCCUGAGGUUCCCGAUGCCGGAGCUCGAGGACAGCGAUGAAGAGAACGACGACCAAUCAGACUCCGACUAGCCAUGGACUAGUCCAGCUACAGACAUGCUACAGAUGUACAUAGAUAGAGGGUGUAAAUGAAAUGCUCCCAUUAACCCGUAUGGUCUAUUGGUCACACUGAACCUCUUUCCAAUAGAGGUGUGUUUUGUGUGGGGAAAGAUGUUCGUUUUAUUUUUAUUCAGUUAAUUAUGUUGUUUAUUUGGGAGCAUCACUUUUACACUCUGUAUAUUGUUAUUUAAUUGUUAUGUAUAAUGUAAUGUACAAUAAAUGAAGCGCAAAUUGUUUUAUGAUUCAAUGGCUGUGCAUCAUCGAUCGCUAACUCUGUAAUUAUAAGUUGAAUUUUGUAGAUAAUUGUAAUAAUAAAAUAAGUUAAAAUUUA